AUGGUUCUUAAAAAUUCUUUUGAAAGUUUGAAGCUCCGUCAGUCAUCUGCUAGGGUGACAUCUUCAAAUUCUAUGACAAUUGUUGAGGCUCCGGAAGAAGGAGGACUACAGUCACCGCCUGGCCAAAAGUUUUGGAAGUAUCAUGUUUUACAAUUAAGCCAAUCAGAAUUCUAUCUGACCACCAACCCCGACGAUCGUCACAAAUUUGUUCGAAGCGCGCCAGGAUAUUACGUUAAUCUAGAGCUCUUGAAAGACAAUACUCGGAAUUUUGUAUCAGCAUCGAAUAAUGGUUUCCGUUUAGUUUUCACCAAACAAAGUUAUCCCAAAUCCAACGAAACAGGUGAUAUACUUUAUGAUCCAGUGAAAUCUUUCGCGGUUGAAAAACAAGCUUACUCAAAAGGUGGAAAUGUUGAACUGAAUGGAACAGCCAGCCAGUUUGUUGAUGAAGAGGGUAAAGUUAUAGACCACAUGCAGGACCGACAGUUGAACGUUAAUUACACCAAUAAAGCGAACUCUGUUUCCCAUAAUGGCAUGGUAAUGGAGACAUGCUAUAAAUUAGGCUCAAGCUGCGUAUGUUCUUUGAAAGAGAAGAAAAGUACCAUCUUGUUCAAAAAUAAGAUUGAUGGUGUCAAAUUAUCGAAGGAAGGUUCCAUAUACUUCAUUGAUGAACAACUUGGAGGAACUUACUGGCAUGAUUCAAUACUAGGACUAUUUAGACCUUGUGAACGGGACAUGAAAGCUAAAAUUACCAAAAAGGUUUUAUCUAAAGGUGAUUCAUUUCAUUCUUCACUUCGGGAGGACGCAGCAGACAAUUUCGAAGCACUCAAUUUGGAUGAUGAUAAUGAGUCUGGAACAGACCGUACAUUCUAUUAUGCAAGAGAUGGACUGUUACAACGACACCCUCAAGACGAUUCCCCUAACGAUUUCAAGGUUGGCUGGGUUACAAUUUACGACAAAGCUGAUUACUUUGCAAAAACGGAUGGGAAGUGGGAACAAGUUCUUGGCUUCACGCUCGUUGCAGCUUUCGAGCAAUUCAUUGGUAGGAUUUCUCGGGACUCGGUACUAAUCUGA
Ogataea philodendri is the source of this 1071-nucleotide messenger RNA. RefSeq lists its product as uncharacterized. NCBI's taxonomy places the organism in Eukaryota, Fungi, Ascomycota, Pichiomycetes, Pichiales, Pichiaceae. The record is from RefSeq and is a predicted model, not a curated record. The coding region runs from base 1 to 1071 and encodes 356 amino acids. The transcript has a single exon.